AUGAUCGUGGCCUGCCGUGCCGGCCCCUUAUUUGACUAUAAGUUGCCAAGAGGAAAACGUUUAAGGGGUUUUACCAACUACACUGCACAAAAACACGAGGAACUUAAACAACCUGCAGCAUCAUCCCACGACAAAGAAAGACAAAGCAAUGGAGUUGUCUAUAAAGGACACGACUUGCUCCAACCUAAAAGCAAUGUUUGCAAGCCAUACAGAGAGUUUAAGGAUCGACCUCGAAUAGGUUUGAAGCGUUUAAGAUUUAGCCAUCGUCCGGAUUUGGGUAGAGGAUUAGAUUGGAACAUACGAGACCCUCAUGGGUAUGGUGGCUCAAGUCAUUUAAGAUGUUUAUGCGUUGGGUCAAGCUAG
This is a messenger RNA of Dovyalis caffra, 363 nucleotides long. NCBI's taxonomy places the organism in Eukaryota, Viridiplantae, Streptophyta, Magnoliopsida, Malpighiales, Salicaceae. The record is from the annotation of a GenBank genome assembly.